ACACGGGCGGCCUGAUAUUUUCCAUCCCGCGGCCUCUGGUCGCCGCCCUCGACACCAGCCGGCUGCUGGACACGUGCGCCAACUGCUUCGCGUGCAACGACAUGAUCGGCUCGAGCGAGGGGCUGGAUCUCAAGGCGUGCACGGGGUGCAACAUCGUCAAGUUUUGCGGCAAGGCGUGCCAGACGGACUCGUGGAAGCGCGCGCACAAGUUCGAGUGCCCCGUCUUCCGCGAGCUGGAGCGCAGCGGGCGGCUGCCGAACGCGGUGCGCGCGGGCAUGGAGCUGCUGGCCAGGCGCAAGAACGGCCGCUUGUCCGACGCGCAGUGGGACGAGCUGAUGCGGCUGGAGACGCAUCUCGACGACCUGCGCGCCAGGGACGACUGGGAGACGCACGAGGUGCUGGCCAUGGGCGUGCUGAAGUACUCGAAGACCGAGGGCACGUUUGACGUCGAGACGGCCCAGGGCGUGUAUGCCAGGGUACGUACUGCCUAAGCGGCUAGAGGGACGGACACUGAUUGACGCGUACGUACCCCAGAUCCUGACCAACAGCCUCACCCUCGUAACCUCCAUCAUGGACCCCCUCGGCCUCUCGCUCGACCCCUACCCCUGCACGGCGAACCACUCGUGCGCGCCCAACGCCUUCGUGCUCAACGACGGCGCGACGCUCGUGCUGCGCGCCAUGCGGCCCAUCGCCCAGGACGAAGAGCUCUUCGUCUCGUACAUUGACGGCAGCAACCCCUUCCACAAGCGGCAAGCCGAGCUGCUCGACCGCUACUACUUCACCUGCAAGUGCGCCAAAUGCACGCAAGGCCCCACAGGCGCCGAAGACGCCUUCGCGCCACUCACACCUGCGCAAACCGCGCAGCUGCCCUCGCUCACGCGCGCGCUGCCCUUCGACACGCCCGCCCCCGCCCCUGACGCCCCGGCCGAGGAGCACCUCCGCGCCAUCGAGACCGCCGCCUUCGCCGCCCUCGACCAGGCCCACCGCCUAACAAACAGCGCGGACCCGACGGAGCCGCUGCGCCUCGUCUCCGAGUCUUUGCGCCUGCUCAAGACAUGCGGCGGCUUCGCGCCCGCCCGCCAGCCCCGCCCCGCCCUGCGCGACGAGCUCGUCGUCUUCGCCCUCGCGGCGGGGCAGCUCGUCCCUGCCUGGCAGCACGCCGCAGCCCGCCACGUCCUGACGGACAAGACGCUGCUGCCGGCGUCGCACCCGCUGCGCGCGGUGCACGCGUUUGUCUUCUCGACGCUGACGGCGCUGCUGAUCAUGUGCGCGUCGGACGAGGCGUCCGGGGGCGAGGCGGGCGCCUGGCCCGGCGCUACGGCGCAGACAAGGCAGCUUGUGCGCAAGUACGGCAUCGAGCUGGGGACGGUGCUGUACGGGGUGCUGGGUGAGGUGGUGGCGGCGGUGCCGCAGGGCCAUGGCGUCAAUAGCCGGUUUGCGCGCGCCGUGGGCGCCGCCAUGGAGCGCAUGGGCGUGAGUGCGGAGGCGCUGGGGCCGGAGCGCUUGCGGUCGUAUGCUGGGAAGAUUGGGGCCAUGUGGGAGGUUGUGGGGAAGAUGGUGGGGGAUAUGGAGUUUUGAUUGCGUAGAUAGAUGAUGAUUGAGUGAUGUGAAGGAUAGGUGGACUGAGUGGAUAGCCGGGGAUGAUUGCGGAUGUUGCUUCCCCGCUGGUGGAUAUGGUUCUGCUGCAGGCCUCGGUGCUGUGCCCAUAAUGCCCGUCUGGUUGUAUGUAG
Molecule: messenger RNA, 1730 nt
Organism: Aplosporella prunicola CBS 121167
Lineage: Eukaryota; Fungi; Ascomycota; Dothideomycetes; Botryosphaeriales; Aplosporellaceae
Exons: 1
Coding region: 469-1578 (369 amino acids)
Cellular component (GO): nucleus
Molecular function (GO): protein binding
Source: RefSeq, a predicted model, not a curated record